Molecule: messenger RNA, 2421 nt
Organism: Bemisia tabaci
Lineage: Eukaryota; Metazoa; Arthropoda; Insecta; Hemiptera; Aleyrodidae
Gene: ninaB
Product: neither inactivation nor afterpotential B
Biological process (GO): carotene catabolic process; retinal metabolic process
Molecular function (GO): beta-carotene 15,15'-dioxygenase activity; carotenoid dioxygenase activity
Source: RefSeq, a predicted model, not a curated record
ACCGUCCCAUGCCAGUCGCACGCAAAACGCCGAUCCCGCAGGCCGAAAAUAACCGCUGCUCGACGCCGAUGUGCUCCACGCUUGUCCCAGUUCCCUCGUGACUGAACGGAAUUUCGCGGUUUUUUUUAACUGAUUUUAAUCAACUCGGAUAAUUUUAAUAUAGCCCAAAGUGUGAUUUCAUCGAAAUCACCAAAUUACUUUAACGUGGUGGGUUUUAAAGUUGUGAGCAAGUAUACGUAUAAUAAAUCGCUGGUUUUUUUUGCAGAGUUUAAAGUGUUACUUAUCUUUUUUUGCCCCAGAUAAACUUUUGACGGAUCCUCGUCCAUACGGUGCCUGCACGAUAAAAUGCCGACCCUCCCGAUGGUCCUCGAAGUUCGAAAAUCAGCGAUGACGAAAGUGUACCGCGGCGGUGGUUUGACGUGAAGAUGCUCUCGGCGCGGAAAAAAAGGCGGAGGAGAAGACUGUGGUCGAAGGUGCGGUGUUACAUGUUCAUCCUCCACAUACUGCUCAAGUGAGCCCGCUUCAUCUCUCGCGAGUCAAUUUCACGAUCUGAAUCCGAUUCCGACGCGCAAUCGAGGAUUCAACGCAUAAUGAAGUCGCUGAGGGAUAUGUUCGAGCGGAUCGAGGUGAAGAACCAGCUGUGCACCGGCGAGGUGCGAGAGGCCAACUGCGACGUCUCCAUCUGGAUGCGCUCCUGCGAGAAGGAGGUCCUCCAGCCCAUCGAAGGCACCGUCACAGGUACGGUACCGGAAUGGUUGCGAGGUUCGCUGCUGCGGAACGGCCCGGGAAAUAUGAAGUUUGGAAAUAUGAAAUUCAAGCACCUGUUUGAUUGCUCCGCACUUAUUCACAGAUUUUCAAUUGCUGAUGGUAAAAUUACCUACCAAAACAGGUUCCUGCAAACCAAAGCAUUCAAGAAAAACAGUUCUGCAAACAGAAUCAUUGUGACUGAAUUUGGCACCAAAGCUGUCCCUGAUCCGUGCCAUUCAAUUUUUAAAAGGGUAUCAUCCGUGUUCAAUCCCUCGGAAUGCUGGUCGGACAACGCGCUUGUUUCCAUCUACCCAAUCGCUGAUCAAUAUUACGCCUUCACCGAGGUCCCCGUCAUCCACCGCAUCCAGCCGGACACCCUGAAAACGCUCCAGAGGAUCAAUGUCAGUAAUUACAUCAACAUCGUGAAUCAUACAUCGCACCCUCACAUAGAUAAAGAUGGCACCGUCUACAAUCUUGGAAUGACUUUACAACCUGCAGGACCUCGAUAUAUCAUCAUACAAUUUCCAAGAACGAGCUCAAAAUAUGAUGAUAACAACAACAACAUCACUCAAGAGGACGACUCGAACAACCUGUGGAAGGACAAACGGCGGAAGGAUGCGUCAGGGACGGGCGAGGACCGGAGCGCCUUCGAGGAAGCUCGGAUCGUGGGGUCGGUCCCUGUCCGCUGGACGCUCUACCCCUCGUACAUGCACAGCUUCGGCAUGACCCAAAACUACUUCAUCAUCGUCGAGCAGCCCAUCUGCGUCUCCGCCGUCAAAGCCGCUGCCUGCAUCAUCGCUAAUGACCCGGUCGUCAAAACCUUCAAGUGGUUCGAGAAAGAAAAGACAAUGUUUUACGUUAUUUCGCGAGCGACAGGAAAGUUGGUGAGGAGUUUUUCAGCAGAGGCCUUCUUCUAUUUGCACAUUAUCAAUCAGUAUGAAGAACAAGGCCACAUUGUCAUUGAUAUUUGUUGCUACAAAAAUCCCUCCAUGCUUGACUGCAUGUAUUUCGAUGCCUUGAAGAAUGCAUCCUCCAAUCCAAACUACGCCAAAAUGUUUCGAGGAAGACCGCUGCGGUACAUAUUACCUAUGGGGAAGAUUCCUAAUAACAAGAACACCAACCUAGUAAAACUGCCAACCGCCAGAGCCACGGCCUUCCAACAAUCGAAAAGCACGGUAUCGUUGUUCCCAGAGCUCCUCAGUAACAUAGGCUGUGAAACCCCACGUAUCAACUACGAUCGCUGCGGUGGAAAAAAAUACCGGUAUUUUUACGCCAUUUCCUCAGACGUUGACUUGGAAAACCCCGGAACGUUGAUCAAAGUAGACACAGUAAAUCGAACGAGAAAGCUGUGGUGCGAGCCUAAUGUAUAUCCAAGUGAACCUGUAUUUGUGGCAGCCCCAAAUGCCAGGAGAGAAGAUGAUGGAGUAGUUCUUUCAGCGCUGGUUUGGGGAGGCCAAUACGUGAAUAAAGUUGCCCUCCUUAUCCUAGAUGCUACAACUUGGACAGAAAUAGCCAGAUCAGAGUUUAUAACUCACGGGCCUGUACCAAAGUGUUUACAUGGCUGGUUCAUUCCGAGUCAAUGACUUACCUUCUACAUUUAAGUGACUGAUGAUUGUACAAAAUUGAAAUGUAGAGACAGAAUAUAAUUAUAAGGACUUUUUUGAAUACUGAAAA